This is a messenger RNA of Triticum urartu, 1098 nucleotides long. RefSeq names its product mitotic checkpoint protein PRCC-carboxy-term protein. Lineage: Eukaryota; Viridiplantae; Streptophyta; Magnoliopsida; Poales; Poaceae. The record is from RefSeq and is a predicted model, not a curated record. Gene Ontology annotation, cellular component: nucleus.
GGGGCCGGUGUCUUCGUUCCCCCCGGCGCCCAGGCACUCGCUUGGCUUCGGCUCCGGCGCGGCCAGGAGGUCGGCCGUAGACACCGCCGGGCCGGAGAGGUCAAAUCUUGGUGCUGCUGGCCCCUCUAGCUCGGCUGUCAACAGAGGAGCGCCAGAAAGGUCCGAUACUGGCCCUGCGGACGAGGACGAUCCUGAGGAAAGCAGCGAUGAGGACGGCAUGCCUGCUCCGGAGCAGCAGCAAGAACAACAGGAUCUUGGUGCUGGAGCUGGAGACGUCCAACACCAGGGCUAUGAUGCUGGAGUUGGAAACGCUAAUGGGUACGAAGGCUAUGCAUGGGAUCCAAACUAUUAUGCAUAUUAUGGUUUGGAUCCGAAUAGCAAUUUGAAUUAUGGGGCUGAACCACAGUAUGCAGCAUAUGGAGUAGAGCAAGGUGGUGGGUAUGCAAAUGGAUAUGGCGGGGAGCACAGUGGUGGAUACGAGCAUUCGACAGCGCCUCCAUGUGGAGGGGAAUAUACUGGAGGUUACAGUGCUGAGGCUGUGGCAAUGGCAGCGCCACCAAUGCCGGAGCCGGCACUGCCACCAGAAUUGGGCAGGAUUGGAGUGAAGAGAGGUAGGAGGGAUAUGCCUAUGGAGAUUAUAGAGGUGAAUCAGGCAGAACUGGUCAAGAACCGUCCGAGGGAGGACAAAUCCAAGCUCACGGGGAUGGCCUUUGGUCCUAGUUACCAGGCCGCCCCUUCGGGGAAGGGAAAGCCCUCCAAGCUGCAGAAGAGAAAGCAUCAGAUCGGUUCUCUCUUCUACGACCUGAAGCAGAAGGAGAUGGAGCUUACCGAGAGGCGUGCCAAGGGCUUCCUCACGAAAGCGGAGACUCAAGCAAAAUAUGGGUGGUGAGAAUGGUCAUGAAGACAGCCUUGUAUAUCAGAAAUUCAGAAUCGAGCUGUAACUGUUUAUCUAUCUUGUUGUUUAACAUUUUGUUGUAGUGCCUGGUGAUGUGAACCCGUUGUACGAUUAUAACCAAACAAAUAGUUCAUUCAACCUUUGCUUGUAAACUGUGCAUCAAUUUUUACGGACCAUAUAAAGAAGGCAAAGUGUUCCUGCGA